This is a messenger RNA of Drosophila willistoni, 554 nucleotides long. It is a transcript of the gene robl22E, whose product is annotated as dynein light chain roadblock-type 1. The record is from RefSeq and is a predicted model, not a curated record. Gene Ontology annotation, cellular component: cytoplasmic dynein complex; cytoplasm; centrosome. The transcript has a single exon. Gene Ontology annotation, biological process: microtubule-based movement. Bases 145 to 438 code for a protein of 97 amino acids. Gene Ontology annotation, molecular function: dynein intermediate chain binding. Lineage: Eukaryota; Metazoa; Arthropoda; Insecta; Diptera; Drosophilidae.
CUCGUUAAAAUUCAUAAAAAUACGAAGAAUUCCAAUAUAUUAUUCCCAGAGAAACUAAAAACGUAUACAAACGCAAAAAAAAAACAAAAAAAAAAUAGAGAAAAAUACACUUUCCCUUUUUGAAGAUCUACACAUCUCGCCAAAAUGUCCGCUGAAGUGGAGGAAAUGUUAAAGCGCUUUCAAACAUAUAAAAAUAUAGCCGGCAUUAUUAUAGUUGAUAACGAUGGAAUUCCUAUUAAGACCACUUUGGAGAACACUCAGACAGUUCAUUAUGCCGCACUUAUGCAAAGUUUGGUGGUCAAGGCACGACAAGUGGUUCUCGAUUUGGAUGCAACGAAUGAGUUUACCUUAUUGCGGAUGCGCACGUUGACCCAUGAAGUUAUCCUUGCUCCAUCAGAUGAUUUCUACUGUAUUGUCAUUCAAAAACCUUCCGAUUAGAUGAAAUUCUUACUUCAUUCAUUGCUAAAUUGUUAGUUGCUUUACUUAAAGUUUAUUCAAUGUCUGAGACUCUCUUUUUAAAUGAAAUAAAUUUUAAAAUUUUAGUUUACAAAUUA